AAUGGCCGAUUGCAUUUUGUACCCACAAAAACCCCUCUCUCUCUCACAUCUCUCUUUGCUCUCUCACACACUGUCAAGAACAAAAGCCCAAUUUCACAAAUGACUCUGUUAGGCACGGGAACCCAUGUCCUGGUCUUCCCUUUCCCUGCACAAGGUCACAUGAUCCCACUCCUCGACUUCACCCACAAACUCGCCCUCCAAGGUUUAACCAUAACCAUCUUGGUGACCCCCAGAAACCUCCCUCUUCUAAACCCCCUUCUCUCAACACACCCUUCAAUCAAAACCCUAAUCCUCCCUUUCCCUCCCCACCCUUCCAUCCCGCCGGGAAUAGAAAACGCCAAAGACAUGUCUACGAACUCCUUUGUUCCUCUGAAGCACGCCCUCAGUCAACUCCGUGAGCCCUUGCUGACGUGGUUCAGAUCUCACCCUUCACCGCCUGUUGCUAUCAUUUCUGAUAUUUUCUUCGGGUGGACCCACCACUUGGCUUGCCAGCUUAGCAUCCGUCGCAUCUGUUUCUCGCCGUCUGGAGUUAUGGCCGUGUCGGCUAUAUUCUGUCUGUGGCGGGACAUGGUUAAGAAUGAUGAUCCCGGCAAUCAAAACACUGUCGUUUCGUUUCCUAGGAUUCCGAAUUGUCCGAAAUACCCAUGGUGGCAGCUUUCGCAAAUUUAUCGGAGCUACGUUGAAGGAGAUCCGGUGUCGGAGUUUAUCAGAGAUGGUUAUUACGCUAAUAUGGCGAGUUGGGGACUCGUUUUUAACUCGUUCAGCGAGUUGGAAUCGGUAUAUUUGGAUUAUCUGAAAAAUGAAAUGGGCCACGAUCGUGUUUGGGCUGUUGGGCCGGUGCUUCCAAUCAGUGACAAUCUCUCUCGGCCCAUUGAAAGAGGAGGGUCCAGUUCCGUUUCUCAUGAUCACGUGGCUUCAUGGCUUGACACGUGCGACGAUGAAACGGUCGUGUACGUCUGCUUCGGGAGUCAAGCCGUCUUGACAAAUGAUCAGAUGGAGCGAGUCGCAUCAGGACUAGAACAAAGUGGGGCCCAUUUCAUGUGGUCCGUAAAGGAACCCACGAAACUCCACGUGGCGGAUAAGUACGGGAAGGUUCCAUCGGGAUUCGAAGAUCGUGUGGCUGGGAGGGGCCGCGUGAUAAAGGGAUGGGUCCCGCAGGUGUCGAUACUGAGCCAUCGAGCCAUUGGUUCGUUCUUGACUCAUUGUGGGUGGAACUCUAUCCUAGAAGGGCUAAUGGCUGGUGUGACGAUGCUUACAUGGCCAAUGGGUGCGGACCAAUUUCUCAAUGCGACUCUGUUGGUUGAUGAAUUGAAGGUAGCCAAGAGAGUGUGCGAGGGUUCGGGAAAUUUGCCCGACUCGGAUGAACUAGCCAGGCUGAUUGCAGAAUCGGUAAGUGAGAAGGGGUCGAUUGAGAGAAAACGACGAGCCAUGGAAUUGAGCAAGGCCGCACUGGAGGCUGUCAAAGAAGGCGGAAGUUCUGCACGGGAUUUGGACGAGCUGGUAAAUCUUUUGGCUGCUUUGGAAUGAACGCCAGUUACUUGAUUCAUGGAAGAUUAAAUAAAAUGUUAAAUAUUUUAAUUUCUUUUUUACUAGUAUAACAACCACCACCUCUAGACUAUGAGAGCUAAUUUAAAAAUAAAGAAAGCGUGAGAGAUUCAAAAACUAGUAAAAUCCAAAUAAGAAACAAAUGUCAUGAUAAGUAUUGAA
Messenger RNA from Tripterygium wilfordii, 1707 nucleotides. Its product is annotated as UDP-glycosyltransferase 89B2. Gene Ontology annotation, molecular function: UDP-glycosyltransferase activity. The transcript has a single exon. NCBI's taxonomy places the organism in Eukaryota, Viridiplantae, Streptophyta, Magnoliopsida, Celastrales, Celastraceae. The record is from RefSeq and is a predicted model, not a curated record. Bases 100 to 1527 code for a protein of 475 amino acids.